Messenger RNA from Vitis riparia (riverbank grape), 1133 nucleotides. RefSeq lists its product as uncharacterized. The record is from RefSeq and is a predicted model, not a curated record. The transcript has a single exon. The coding region runs from base 70 to 342 and encodes 90 amino acids. Lineage: Eukaryota; Viridiplantae; Streptophyta; Magnoliopsida; Vitales; Vitaceae.
UGGAAAUCUAUAACACAAUUCUAAGAUACCGAAUUUCCGGUAGAUUUACCUCGAGUUCGAAUAUUCAGGAUGAGUUAUUUGAAUCGGGUUUGGAUGGCGACGAGCGUGGCGGUGGUGAAUGGCCACGCCGAUCAGGGAUGCAAGUGGAAGUCCGGCGCCCGACCUUUUCAGAUCGGUAAGAGGAGGUUCUCCUCCGGCGGGGAUUCGGCGGAUAUCCGACCGGUCUCUGGCGCAGGUGACCCAGAUCUCGGCGGAUUCGUCGGGAACAGAGAGGAGAGGCGGACACAAGCCGAUGAGUCUCUCCGGCAAGUGAUGUACUUCAAUUGCUGGGGUCAGAGCUGAGAUCCGGAGUGGAGUUGACCAGGAAAUGGAGUUUUCGACGGGAUCCGCUGGCCGGAGAUGGAGAACGAGCUGACUCGGCAGUGAGAGAUGCUGAGUCGGACGAGGCGAGUUAUUGGGGAGUUGAAACUUGAAAUUGUUGGGAGGGGGAGGUGUUGGUAUGUAAAUUGUACAUAGACGAAGGGGUUUUCGGAAAAAAUUUCUUGUAAAUAUGCAGAAGAAAUAAAAUAAAAAACCCCCCAAAAAAACCGAAAGAGGCAGUUGUUUAUCUUCGAUAAUCCGCGAGUAACAAUGGAAUGAAUUGAUGAACAUAUGAAAUUAUCUUUAUGUGGGGGCAGUUCCAUUCCAUUCCUUGCUGAGGCCGAGCCAAUAAUUGUAGCUAUAAAGGAAUUAAAGGCUUGCUUUGAAGAAGUUCAAUUUGCUGCUUGUAUUCUUCCUAGGGAAGAUUCGAAAUUCAAGAAACAUAAGAACAAUUUAGCCAUGGUCUUCUGGAGUUAGUCGGCUUACCAAUAAAUCAGAGGAAAGGAAAUAUUCUUUGUAUAAGUUUUAUGAGUAUCGAUCGUGAAGUUCUAGGUACUACUGGGGUUUGUUUGCGGUGCUGAUCUUUUCGUUUAGGGGAUUCUAUACUCUGGUUUUAACGUCUUCUCAGGUCGUCUUUGAAGUUAGGGUUCUGAAUUUUCGGCUCUUCUUUUAUUGUUGUUAGUGUAAGAUAUGUUUGGUCGUCGAGGGGAAAGAGACGGAGUGGAAAAAUAUCAGCAAAAGUAAAAAAUUAUGGUCUUUUAUUUUCUUCUUAA